Molecule: messenger RNA, 3142 nt
Organism: Hemibagrus wyckioides
Lineage: Eukaryota; Metazoa; Chordata; Actinopteri; Siluriformes; Bagridae
Gene: bnip3la
Product: BCL2 interacting protein 3 like a
Exons: 6
Coding region: 96-809 (237 amino acids)
Biological process (GO): positive regulation of apoptotic process; mitochondrial outer membrane permeabilization; defense response to virus
Cellular component (GO): mitochondrial outer membrane; mitochondrial envelope; nucleus
Source: RefSeq, a predicted model, not a curated record
GUGGGGCCGCGAGGACUCGCACGACGUUUGCGCGUUCACGACAGUGCACGCGAGCCGCUGUGUUGACGGACCCGACAGUGUGCAGGAGAGGCAACAUGUCUGCUACAGACGCCGUGCAGCAAAACAACAAUGAAGAACCAGGCCUAAACGGGUCCUGGGUGGAGUUGGAAUUGAAUGGGAACAUGGCAUCUGGGAGUCAGCAGCUGAUCCCAAGCCUAGCUGCCUCUGUGGCCAAUAGGAACCAGGGUGAGACUGAGCCACCACAAUCCCUACAGGCUGUACAAGAAGCACAGGAGGAGAGCCCGGCUGGAGGACUUGAGCAUGUCCCCUCAUCCUCCUCCAUCCAUAAUGGAGACAUGGAAAAGAUCCUGCUGGAUGCUCAGCAUGAGUCCAGCCCCAGUGGGUCCUCCUGUAAUAGUCCUCCCAGACCCCACAGUCCUGAGCAUGAUGAAGGCCUGAUCACUUUCGAUGUGGAGAUGCCGAGUGAGAAAGAUUGUCAGUCGGAGGAUGACAGUCUGGAGAAGGACAAAGAGGACGAUAGCCUCAUAAAAGGGGAGAGCUGGGUGGCAGACUGGUCCAGUCGACCUGAAAAUAUUCCUCCCAAGGAGUUCCAGUUUCGGCAUCCAAAACGCUCCGGUCCUGUUUCUCUGAGUAUGAGAAAGACAGGUGCUAUGAAGAAAGGUGGAGUGUUCUCAGCCGAAUUUCUCAAAGUGUUUAUUCCCUCUCUUCUGCUCUCUCACAUCCUCGCCCUGGGAUUGGGGGUCUAUAUUGGGAAGAGGAUGAGCACACCGUCUACCAGCUCAUUUUAAACCCAAACAAAUAUCAGUGCCUGAAAUUUCCAUAAGACGCAGUGGUGGCAAAGUUGUGUCCAAAUAUCUCUAACUUUGACUGUAUGUUAGACUGUCUUACUCAUUUUUCCCAUCUUCUCAGCUGUCAUGCUGAAAUUUAUCAUGACCUGUUACCAGAAAAUGCUGGGCAGUUUAUUUGCUGCCUUCAUCUUGAGUUAAUAUUUGCUUGCCCUCUAACACUGUGUUCAACAGAUUGGUUUUAGGUGUUUCAUCUUCCUUAUUUUAUGUUGUUGUUAAUUAAAAGCAAAGCUUUUGCCCUUUUAUGCUGGUAUGUAAGGCAAACGGAAGAUACAUUUGUGAUGCCCAAAACUUGUACAACCACCAGCACAUUACCAAGCUAUUACUUCUUACUAUGUUGCAGGUGCAAUAGUGUUAUUAUGUUUAGCUGUAUAGAAAAAUGGCUGAUGUGCAUUUGGAUGUAGAAUAUUUAGUUUUCUGAUCCCCUUUAGUUUCCCAUUAAACGCAUUUAGAUAGAGAGAUUCUGUUUUAUGAAGCCAACCAAUUUACUUGUGCCAUCUUUGAAGAAAGUCCACUUCCAGCAUUUUCUAUUAUUCCAGUUCUAGUACUGUGGUCUUAAAUAAUUUUUUUAAUUUAAUCUUUCCAGCAAUGCUGUUUCUUGAAAGAAAGAUGAAAAGACACUCUUUUGUUACCGUUGUAAUUUCUGACGGCACCUCUAACGCACCUUAAAGAUUGAAAUAUGGCGGAAAGGUUUUGAAUAGACUGUUAAUAGCACAUACUUGAACAUUUUAGUUUCAUAGAAAGCUACCUGCCUUACACAGCCUUGUGGUUUUUUUUUUUUUGUUUGUUUUUUUUUUUUGAUUGAUUGAUUGAUUAUCAAGAUGUGUCCCUUGUUUGGUAGGUACCAAUCCCUGAUUUCUCAAUCUAUAACCAUUUUCAAAAAUCUGUUUUUGGUAAAUGGUUUUGGAAUAAAUAGAAUAAUAAGGAGAGACCUUGAGUAUGUGGGAGUACACACUGGAAAAAAAUAUUUCCUCUUAUUGUAUAAAACAUUUUCUACAUUAUGUUAAAGAAUCCUUCCAGACCUAAAAAAAAUUGGCAGUGAAAAUGAGUAGCCUUAUGUUCCAAAUAUAAACAGAGGUUUCAGGUAAAGGUUAUAGAUGAUAGACUGAUUAUGGUAGCACUCAGUGGAACAUGUGCAUGCUUCCUAAUUUGAAGAGAGGUUACACUGCAGUGAUUACUACAUGCACACUCAAUUGCCAUGAUGCAUAUCAUUCUUUUAUGGACCAGGCUAACAGAAACAACAUACUAUGCUUCUGAGUGCCAAAGGGUCUCCACUGUGAUGUUUACAUCUGUAAGACCCAACACUGACGCAUUCUAUAGUAAAUCUAGAUCUAAAGGUAGAUGUAGCUCUAUCUAAACUCUUUUAUGAGUGCUGUUCUGAUGCACACUCCAUGCAUUACAAAAUGGCAUGAAGACAUGACACAUUUUAUUGUAACUGUGUAAUCAUGUAAUUUAGAUUUGUGAAGUGUGAAAAAUUUCUGUUGUUAUUCGUGAUAUAAUAAUGUGAAGUAGGAACAUUUCAUUUUUCCUUAAUCUUAUUUCAGUGUUCAAAGGUACAAAGGUAGUGUGAUAUUUUCCUUUAAAUACUAUAGUAUCAAUGGAAUUAUCAUCUUUAUGGUUCUUAAAAUUUAACCUAACCAAGAUUUAUUAAGAAGAUGCUUAAAACUUUAUUGACACCCAUGACAUGGAAUUUGGCCUUUUGAGAGGGACAGCUCUGGGGAAUAGAGACAUCACGUAUUAUUAUGGGUAGAUUUACACAGAUUAAAUCUUACCCCUGACAUUUUUGCCAUAUCCUGAGCCUUUAAAAACAACCAUUAAAAAAAAUUUUUUUUGUUUUUAUAAAAUGCCUAAAGAUUUAGUAUGAAGCUAGUAUGUCCCAUAUUGCAUGAAUACAUUUUGAAAUUUAACAUCUGCUAUGAAGGAUGAGCUAUUCCAUGAGUGGGACAAAGAACUGUGAAUGAAAAAGUAGCAUGUUACAGCAAGAUAAACUAAGCCCACCCUGUCUGUAAAGGAUGGAUAUUCUAUAAUGUACAUUUUACUCAUAUUCUUUGGGAUUUGUUUGUUUUGAAUGUGUAAUUUUUUUUUCUUUUGCUUGUCUUUGUUUUUUGCUUUGAUCAUGAGAGAAUUAACUUGUUGUGUAGGGCAGGGCCCUCAUGGCUGGCAUUUUGUGGCUGUUUUUCCUGAGUUUUGGAAGUGAUUAAGCAGAAACAUAUGGUUUGUUUAAUGUUCACAUAUUGGAAGAAGAAAACUAACAUUAAAAAUCCCAAACAUCCGAA